AUGAAUAUAUUCAGAUGUUGUCCUUACUUCGGAGCAACUUUGGAUAAAGUUGACCGCACUGGAAGAGGUGGGGGUCUUGCCUUAUUUUGGCAUCAUACUUCUAGUUGCAAUCUUGUUGAUUUUUCUAAUAAUCAUAUUACUGUUGAAAUUAUUGAUUCUGUUCUUGGUCCUUGGAGACUCACCUGCUAUUAUGGCUAUCCGAAUGGAGGUCGUAGAAUUCCCGCGUGGAAUUUUCUCCGUCAACUUGCUAACCAAUUUACAGGUCCUUGGUGCAUUUUUGGUGACUUUAACGACAUUUUGGAUGCUAGUGAAAAAAGAGGCCGCAACAACAUACCUCAAUGGUUGAUUAAUGGUUUCCGGCAAGCUGUCAUUGACUCAGCUUCUGUUGAAACUCUUGUGGAACCGGCUUCCGAUCAUUAUCCUAUUCUUACUAGGCGCAAUUUUCGAUAUAAAAAUGCGUGGCACCUAGAACCGGGGUUUAAGGAUAUGGUUACUAACUCUUGGCAGGUUUAUUCUCAUAAUUCUCUUAUUCCCAAAAUGUCUUCUUGUGCGGAAGAGAUGUCAGUAUGGAGUAAAGCUCAUUGUAAUAAGCUGAAAAGUGAAAUCGAAGAUUGUAGGUGGCAACUGCAAACUAUGCGCACACAUACAUCAAGGGAAGAGCAGGUUCAAAUGUUUGAGCUUAGGAAGAGAAUGCAACGACUUCUUGCUCAGGAUGAUGCUUUUUGGCGGCAACAUGCUAAAACUCAUUGGUAUAGGGACGGUGACCGUAACACAAAGUUUUUUCAUGCUUCAGCUACGGCUAGGAAACAGAAGCAUGGUAGCGCUUUCUCUCUUGUUAUUGAUGUUAUUCCCGUUUCUAUUUUUGCUCAUGAUAAUGAAAAACUCACGGCUCCGUUUACUAAAGCUAAAUUUCGUGAAGCUAUUUUUUCGAUGCAUCUGGACAAGUGCCCAGGUCCUGACAGGUUCAAUCCAGGAUUUUACAAACAUUUUUGGAACUUGUGCAGUGUUGAUAUUUUUAAGGAAUGUUGUGUGUGGCUUGAUACGGGACAAUUUCCCCCUGACUUGAGUAUGACAAAUAUUGCUCUUAUUCCGAAAGGUAACUCGCAGGUUAGCAUGAAAGAUUGGCGUCCCAUAGCUCUUUGCAAUGCCCUAUACAAAAUUAUAUCUAAAGUUUUAGCCCUCAUAUUGAAAGGGGUGCUUUCUCAGUGUAUUUCUGAUAGCCAAUCUGCUUUUGUUCCCGGUAGAUCCAUUUUGGAUAAUGCUAUGGUUGCAAUUGAGGUAAUCCAUUUCAUGAAAACGAAGACGAGAAGCGAUGACAGGUAUAUUGCUUUGAAGCUUGAUAUUAACAAGGCAUAUGAUCGUAUGGAUUGGGAUUAUUUAUGUGCUGUUAUGGUUAAAAUGGGCUUCAACGCUAGGUGGAUUCAAUGGAUGAGCAUGUGUGUCGAGUCUGUGGAUUAUUCUGUUCUUGUCAAUAAUGAAAAGGUUGGCCCUAUUAUCCCAGGAUGUGGCCUUCGUCAAUGGGAUCCUCUUUCUCCGUACCUUUUUAUUAUCUGUGUAGAAGGGUUAUCUUCCCUUAUUAGGGAUGCGGAGGCGCGAGGUGUUAUUACAGAUGAUUGCUUUCUCUUUUUCGAAGCAGACGAAGGACAAGCGAUUGUUAUAAAAAAUAUUCUUUCGUUGUAUGAGGCAGCCUCUGGUCAGGAAGUUUUGGGAACUGGUAAAUAUUUGGCUUUACCGUCUAUGGUGGGCAGGGAUUGUAAUGCGACUUUCUCCUAUAUCAAAUAUCGUGUCUGGAAGAAAAUAAAUUCUUGGAGUAGUAAUUGUUUAUCUAAGGCAGUGCGCGAGGUUGUGAUCAAAUCCGUUCUACAGGCUAUUCCGUUGUAUGUCAUGAGUAUUUUUCAACUGCCGGCCACUCUGAUUGACACUAUUGAAAAGAUGAUGAAUUCUUUUUGGUGGGGUCAUGGUAGAACUACUCAGCGAGGUAUUAACUGGAUGAGGUGGGAGAAGUUAUCUGUUCCUGAGGUUCAUGGUGGUAUGGUUUUCAAGGAUCUCUCCGCUUUCAAUUUGGCUAUGCUUGUCAUUAUAGAUGAAGAUUUUGUUCCAACAACCAAAGAAGGAGCUGUCAAAGCAAAAAGUGCAUGGUCAACAGAUGAAAAAGCUCAGGUAUUACUAUACUCUAAAGCUAGAGUCUUUUUAUCAUGUGCACUAACCAUGGAAGAAAGUGAAAGAGUUGAUGAAUGUACAAAUGCUAAAGAGGCCAAAGAUUUAAAAUCUAUGAACCUGGAAGAUCUCAUUGGUUCACUAAGAGCUCAUGAAGUUGUACUUCAAGGAGACAAACCAGUAAAGAAGGUAAAAACACUUGCCUUAAAAGCAUCUCAGUCAAGCUCAUCAGUUGCUGAUGAUGAUGUGCAAGAAUCACAAGAGUUAGAAGAAGUUCAUGAAGAAGAAGCUGAAGAUGAACUUGCACUAAUCUCUAAAAGAAUUCAAAGAAUGAUGUUGAGAAGAAAUCAGAUCAGAAAGAAGUUUCCAAACACCAACAUGAGCACCAAAACUGAAGCUGACAAAAGUCAAGUUACCUGCUUUGGAUGCAACAAAACUGGACACUACAAAAGUGAAUGUCCUGACAUCAAGAAAGUUCAAAGAAAACCUCCAUUCAAGAAGAAGGCAUGA
Molecule: messenger RNA, 2667 nt
Organism: Medicago truncatula (barrel medic)
Lineage: Eukaryota; Viridiplantae; Streptophyta; Magnoliopsida; Fabales; Fabaceae
Exons: 8
Coding region: 1-2667 (888 amino acids)
Molecular function (GO): nucleic acid binding; zinc ion binding
Source: RefSeq, a predicted model, not a curated record